Molecule: messenger RNA, 1514 nt
Organism: Drosophila serrata
Lineage: Eukaryota; Metazoa; Arthropoda; Insecta; Diptera; Drosophilidae
Source: RefSeq, a predicted model, not a curated record
ACAUAGCAGGCCGUUUUGUUUAUCCAUCAAAAUAAUAAUAUAUACAGCUCAGAGCUACACAAUAACUUGAUUUGAGAACACACAAAACACACAACUAACAAAUUAUAAACUAAAUACUGACUUUCAAUAUAAAAUUAUAUUAGUACAGGGAAAAGAAAAAGGGGAAUUAGAAGCGUUAGAAAAAUCAAGCUCUUCAAAAUGCAUUAGAUAUAUAAACAAGUAACAAGGAAUUCUAACAAUCGGAUACAUAUUACAUAGAACUUUUAACUAAAGCAUAAAUCCAAGCUGUAAAGCCACAAAAACUUUAAAGAAUUGGCAAGAUAUAACCCCAAAAUGGAUAAAACCGCCGAGCGAAAGGCCCGACUGGAGGGUGUGGAAAGAGUGCUAAAAUUAUCUCAGGAACGUAUUAAGAUUGCUAUGAUUAUACCCAAGCUUCUGGAGAAUGCCGAAAACCUGAAGAGCGUAUUCACAAACACCUGCUAUGAGGAAAUUUUGGGACCGAUCGAGAAGAUGAUCCAUCAUCUGGGCACUCAAACUGGACGCUCCAAGCUGCCCCAUGAUCACACCACCAUGCGCAUUGUGGACUUUUUUCUGGUCAACUAUCAAAUCUAUCGAUUCUUUCCACGUUUGAUGAGAAAUCUGGAGGAUCGAGAUCGGCAAGUAUUGGCCGCCUUUCACUUCCUCGUUGAGAGUGCCCAUGUCCACCUGAAUCGAUCUUCGAGGAGUGAGAUCACCAAGGAGCGCAAGCUGCAUGCCAUCUAUCAUCAGAAUGUGGAUAUACAGAAGAAGAUUCUGGAUAUAAAGGCCAGUUUGGCAUUUCAAAAGGUUGUUGGCAAGUGGAAGACGGCUGCCAAGGGUAUAUACCUGAUGAAGGUGGAAGAUGAUCUGGCCAACAAGAAGUGGCAAAAUAAUGUGGCCAUUCAAAAUGAGAUUGAAAAAUGUAAUCGUACUAUGCGCUUAUACCACAAGGGCAGCAUGGACAGACAGAAGGAACUGGAGGAGGAGCUGAAUGCUGCCAGGGAAGCCUACGAAGCGAUGACCAAGAAAAACCUUCAAGAGGAGCAAGACUUGAGGAGUGAAAAAAACAAACUGCUCCUGCAACUAGAAAGUCUUCUCAAGAAAUACGACUCAAGUCUGGGUGAGAAGAUGCGCGCGAAUAUUGCCAUGGAGGAUCAGUAUCUGCUGGCCAAGAAGGUGCUCGAUGACUUUAUGAUCCAGUUCCGGCAUGAGGAGCGUAUCUACAGGAACAUUGUAGUGAGGCGGGAGGAGGAGGAGCGUCGUAUUCAGCAGGAGAAGCUAGUGGUCUUCAUGAUGAACCGAGCGGCGACCAUGAUUCAGAAAUAUUGGCGCAAAUGGAAGAAGGAUCAGCGCAAGAGGAAUCGACGUGCCGCCAAGGGCAAGGGCAAAAAGGGAAAGUAAUAUUAAUUAUAAACAAUAAUUAAUAGUACAUUAUUACAGUUAAUAUUCAUAAUUGAUCUUACAUCUUUAAUGUACUAUUCAUAUACCAAAAAUAA